AUGGCGAUGCUCAGCUUUGAGAAUCUUGGAGAGCCGGCAAUCUUCCAAUCCUUUUCCCAGGAGAAGUGGAACACUGUGUCCUCGGUGUACUUUAUCCUCACCAGCGUGGCUACUGUGGGCUUUGGCGACAUGGCGCCCGUGACCAGUGUGGGUCGAAUAAGCACCAUCUUCGCCAUCUACUUUGGCCUUGCAUGGCUGGCCACGGUGGCGUACCGGUACAUUGUGGUCAUCGGCAAUCCUACUGGGCUCAUGCUCAGGAAUUUCUUGGCCGAAAUUUUUCAUCCAGACCACGCAGAAGUCAUCUUGAGUCCUGGCCACGUGGGAAUGGACCUCGUGACCGAUUGGUUGCGACAGCUGGGUGCUACAGCUGGCUGGGAGGGGAAAACGUCAAGGCCCGAGAACAUUCAGAUGCUGCCAAGGAUUCACAUCUUUCAGGGCACCGCCUUGAGUGAACAAGACCUGUCCGGGGACUCAGGUUCUGUGAGUGGUGCAUCCUAUCCAGUGGAGGGUCAGCCGGGGAAGCCCCCUGAAUUUUUCUGUCCAAACUUCUCUGCAAAAAAUGGUGGUUCUCCGCCGCUGCGUGUGCGUCGCCGCGCUGGCGGCGCUGAGUCCCUGCAGCUUUUUGGGAGUGCGCGAGCCUGGAAGAAGCACAUCACUGAUCCGAUUGAGGGCCAGGAAGCCGCAGCCCAAGGAGGCCUGGAUUCUUUUCGGUUGGAUGAGGACUUGGAAGUGAUGAAGGGUUUCUCGGUCUUGGUGGACUUCCAGAUGCAAGGCACCGAUGGUUCUGCCCUGGUGUGGAAGGACGUGGACAAUCCUCUCAGCUUCCUGGCAGGCGGCAGGGAGGUGCCAGAGCCCCUGGAUUCGGCCGUCUUGGGCAUGGUGUGCGGUGAAAGCAAGCGUCUCCUGGCCUACGGCGAACCUGACGAAGGUGGAAAGGAGCUCUGGGAGAUCUCCAGCGAAAAAACGGAGAGUUGUGAUCUGCCGUUGACCCUGGACAUCACGUUGCUGGGGAUCAAGGUGAAACAGGAUAGUCGCGGAGUGGUGGUGCAAACCGUCAUGAGAGGUGAUGGCAUCACGUAUCCUAAGUCUGGAGACCGCAUCUCUGUACACUACACGGGGAAGCUGGCGUCAAAUGGUCGCAAGUUCGAUUCCACCUACGACCGAAAGAUUCCAUUUACCUUCAAGGUUGGAGUUGGUCAAGUCAUAGCUGGCUGGGACGUGGCUUUGAUGAAACUCUCCCAGGGCGAAAAAGCGGUGGUGACGGUGCCGUCCGCUUUGGCCUAUGGGCCUCGGGGCUAUGGGAGCCUCGGAGAAGCCAUGGAGAGCACCCAGCGGAAACUGAUCCCGCCCAACUCGGAUUUGAUCUUCGAGGUGCAUCUUGUGAAGGUCCGGGUGUUGUGGGGAAGGACCGGAGAAGCUCUUUGGGUUGAUGGUCGUUGCGAAGCUGACGCAGUGCUGGAGGAAGAUUGCUUCGAAAAAAGGAAUCGUGUGACCAUCAGUGCCGCCACCUGCGUGUCGGGGCACUCUGAGCACUUGGCGAAGUUGGAUACUGAGAACAUCAUUAGGAUGAUGGCAGUGCAGAAAUAUGUGCCAAAGGUGCGCUUCAUCCUGUUGUUGCUCAGAGCGGAGAACCGCAAACUGCUGACCGAGGCUCACAUGGACAACAACGUGACCACGGUGGCAUUUGACCAGUUCAAGUUGGAGAUGGCCGGAAAGUCGUGCAUGGUCCAUGGCAGUGGUCCUUUGCUUAGCAACCUUUGCAAGUCCAUUGGCAUCGACGACGAUGAUGAGGACGACGAAGAUUGGGAAGCUGAGCAUAAGCCACAGUGGAAGAAGGAGCUGCAAGGGGGUGUUGCAACGGUGGAGACACUCCGGGAGUGUUACACCCAGCUGGACAGGUCCAUGGCUGAGGCCGAAGCGGCCGAAGCGGCCGAAGUGCGUGGGCUGCAAGUGGUGCAGCAUCCCAGCGGUGAGGAAUUUCUGAUGAUCUUGGUGCACUACAGUCGCUGGACGAUGCUGGACGGGAGAUGGAAGACGGCGGAUGGCAUCGAACACGCUGUGCACGCCUCGCCGGGGUUGCUGGCGUAUGGGGGCUAUCCCUUUGUCCUGAGAGGUUCUGUAGCUUCCAUAUUCUUCAUGCUGGGAGUUCUGCCUUUAUUCCUGGUCUGUUGCUCAGUGCUCCUGGGACUCUCGGUGGCCGCCUUUGAAGAUUGGCCCGCCGCCAUCGGGGUGGAGUACCUCCUUUCCAACGUCUUGGGCAUGACCCAGCCUCUGAUGGAUAUCGUGCCCACCAAUGAUGCCGGCAUCCACUUUGCUAUCAUUGUCAAUAUGUAUGCGGUGAUUCUGGUGACCACCGCCAUGGGUCUCGUGGCCAACAUGUCCUUGAUGACUGCCUUGGCUGGCAAAGUCCCGGAGUCGACCUGUGGCUUUCUGGCUUUCCUUUUCAUCAUUACCCCGGUGACGAUGGUCGUCCUCACCUGGAUCAUCGGUGCGCUGAUGGCCGGGAUCGAGGGCUGGAGCCUUCUGGAUGGUUAUUAUUUCAUGGCGGCCUCAAUGGCUUCACUCGCCAACCCUGUGGGGGACGCAGUGCCGGAGACGGCCCUGGGCGCCUUCUUCGAAUGUUUGUGCCUGGCGAUUGAGCUGUGCGUUGGUGGCUGCAUCUUGGGGAUGGUAGCAUCGCACCCCGCGACGCUGAAGUUGUGCGACUUCCUGGAAGGCAGUCAGAGAGCUGCCGGCGCGCAGACCAUGUUUCAGCUGCAACUUCAGGACCUUUCCAAGGAAGAUCUUCGAGGGAGACUGAAAUCCAUCAGGUUUGACAUGACUUUGCGCCAGCUUCCAGAUGCUGAACGACAAGAGAUCGAGAAGCAGCUCGGGACUUUUGAUGAUCUUGAUGGUAAAGAGCUGACUGUUGUCUUCGUUAAGAUGUUGGAGAUCCACGAGACGAUUCGCUCAUUCCCGGUGGCCAGUUCAACGGAGGAUGAGCUCCAAGAGCUGCGCGAGCGGGUUUUGCAACUGGAGAAACAGCUGGAGCAGGCUUCAGCAGUGAUAGACGACACUGGACCAGAGGGCACGGCUACUGUGCUGCCUGCAAGUGGGAUCGGCCGAUCGUAG
Molecule: messenger RNA, 3111 nt
Organism: Cladocopium goreaui
Lineage: Eukaryota; Dinophyceae; Suessiales; Symbiodiniaceae
Source: the annotation of a GenBank genome assembly